GUUACUGUUGAAAAAUCUGCUGGCUUGGACUCAGUUCACUCCUGAGAUUGAUGAAGUGACUUUACCUGCUACUGAAGGGUUUCAUCUGCUUACUGCUUCCCCAGCAUGUCUACUAAAAACAGUCAGGCAUCAGGAAAGUCAUCACCUCUCCUUCCAACCACUUUUCCACAACCCACACAGAUCUUCUCCUCAGAGAAAGAGUAUACUACGGGAGAGGAGAAGCGUCCACAGGAAAAUGACGGUCUGAGAGAGAAAAGGUAUCUAGAGGAAGAUGACUAUCUGGAGAAGGAAAAGUAUCUAGAGGAAGAUGACUAUCUGGAGAAAAUGUAUCAGAAAGGAAAGGAGUCUCUGAAGGAACGGGAGUCUCUGAAGGAGAAAAAGUAUCUACAGAAGGAAAAAGAUUAUUGGAAUGAAGAAGACUAUCUGGAAAAGGAACUCAACGUGAUUUAUCCAUCGCACACCCCGCCUAAUCUUAAUGAGAGAAGUCCAGCUGCUGGCGUCUCUCAGGUGAACACCUUCUUCACCGUCACUCCUCCCACCUUUGAACCUGCCAGCAAGUCUCCUCACUCUGCCAGGGAGCCUUCUGUAGGCUUCAAGAAGGAUUCUAGAAGAUCUGUGCCCUGGCGAGACCGGGGCACGCAGACAGAAAGCACCUAUGAGAACCAGGAACCUUCAACAUCAAAACCAAAAACAGAGCAAGAAGCCUCAACAAUAGUACACACCUCAAAGUUGGAUUCAGAAGCACAUGAAGUGCCACAAGAGGAAGAAACUGCCACGAAGUCGGUCCCUCCGGAAAGCUUCUAUGAUACUAUAUUAAAUGAGCACCCUGACUUACUGGAUGACGUGGACCUCGAUGACAGUCUUUUUAAGAGCUCCUAUCACACAGUAUUUCAGACCGUGAUCAAAGAACAGGCUGCUCAUAAUGAACUGGAGGAAGAUACCGACAUUCCCCUGACGGGCCAACUGGAAAGUGAAACCAGAAGGAAACUGAGAAUUCUGUUGAAGACAAACAUUGAAAAGUACAAGGAAGUAAUUCACUGGAUUAUGGAGAAACGUGGAAACGUAUACCACAUCAGAGAUUCAGAUGCGGUUACUCACACAUUUCAUUUAUUGAGCCAAUCACCACCAAUUGAGCCCAAGACAGAAGAAGUAAAAAAACCUCGUCGUAUUCGUCGUAAGAAGAAAUUAGAUACAGAAAUAGAUACAGAGUGGGUAAAGAGCAACGCUAAGGUGUAUCAAGAUGACGUAAAAUUAAUCCUCUACCCCAACGAGAAUAUCUUCCGCAUUCUCUUUUCUGAUGAAUCAGGCCAGAUAUAUUACCCAUCGGGACACCUGGCUGUGCUCUUCUUCUGGAUGCAACAGGGCCAGUUCACAUAUAUCAUCCUGGACGACCGUGAGGAAGUGCGUGUUCGGGCCCUCAUCAACAACACUGGCCAUGCCACCGUCUAUGACGAAAACAGAGAAAUCUGGUUGUGCCUGAGCCAAAACCUGGGCUACUACUUUGCCAAAGACACAUCCCAGAAGGCCUGGAACUGGUGGAACCUGAACCUGCACGUGCACGCGCCCCCUGUCCGAUCUAUCUCCUUAGACAUCAACCAGUACAUCAAGGUACAGGUCAAGAGCCAAGAUGAGAUCAUCUUCUCCUUCGUCCACCAGACAAACCGCAUUUCCUUAAACCUGGGCACCAAGUACAGGUUCAUCAACCCGGAGAAGCUGAGUGAAAUGAAGAUGAAAGCAAUCCUGGAGGUGGAAAUUGAUUCAACAGCUCGGAAGAUUCAGGUCCUUCUGGGGAAAAUGAGUAGGAUCCUGAAUUUCCUGACCAUCUGUGAUUUGGAAACCUUCAUAGAGAGCACCACGAACUUCCUGCUGAGCUACAGUCAGAGGAGGAAGAGGUUUUAGGUCCAGACGAGCGCAGUCCACGCUGUCCCGGGCCUUGCAGCACCCGCUGAACGCCUCUGGAAGGGAAUGGUCAGGAGC
Messenger RNA from Eptesicus fuscus (big brown bat), 1977 nucleotides. RefSeq names its product glutamate rich 6B (gene ERICH6B). The record is from RefSeq and is a predicted model, not a curated record. NCBI's taxonomy places the organism in Eukaryota, Metazoa, Chordata, Mammalia, Chiroptera, Vespertilionidae. The transcript is spliced from 14 exons. The coding region runs from base 106 to 1899 and encodes 597 amino acids.